Molecule: messenger RNA, 490 nt
Organism: Monoraphidium neglectum
Lineage: Eukaryota; Viridiplantae; Chlorophyta; Chlorophyceae; Sphaeropleales; Selenastraceae
Exons: 1
Source: RefSeq, a predicted model, not a curated record
AUGCUGGGGCGGGUGCUGCAGUGCCUGAUGACAACAGAGGACCCAGAAGAUGAGAACUCCUGCUGCUGCGCCACAGCGGCCACCCGCGCGCGCGCCCGCGCCGCCGUCCGCGCCGCCGUCCGCGCCGCGCGGCUGGCGUGCCGCGCCUUGGACGCCGCGGCGCGGGAGCAGCUCGCGACGCGGGUGCUGCUCACGCCCGACAGCCUGGCGGCCGCGACGCCCGACUGGGCGCGCCUCCCUGGGCUGACGGCGCUGGCAUUCGACGGCUGGGGCGUGCUGCAGAGGCCCCCGCCUGAACAACGUGCUUUCCCGCAACUCGUGGUGAAUCUGGAGGCCGCUCGCCUCCGGCCGGCUUCGCCGGCGGACCAAGCAUCUGCGGCGGCUUUCCGUCGCCUUCAGGCCCGUUUCCUCGAAGGGUUUCUUUCGGAGGGGCAGGCGUUUGAUGAGUCCCAGCGUCGCCACCGCUUGCUCAUCCGCUGCUUCCUCCUGG